AUGCAUCCGGGAGGCGAAGCUGGGGCCUCCUCGUUCUCCUCUGAGUCGCGGAGUCAACAACAUUCCCCGAUACAGCGCCGUGACAGCAACCUAUCUUCACCGGAUCCGUACGAAUUGAAUAAUUCACUCACCGGAGGUUUACAUGAGCCUAUAUCCUUUAAGCGCAAACAAAAGCAGCGAUCCGGUUUUAGCUUAUCGAAUCUAUUUUCCAAUAAUACUACGGAAUCCGUUGCUGGAGACACAGCGUUCACGUCUUCGAACACGCGGAAUGGAAGGCUCCAUGAAACCGUAUCAUCUUCAUGGGAUCGUCCGAUGAGUAGCAAUGGAAAUGUCACUGCGCAAAAAGAUGGCGGUCUCCUUGAUUGGUAUGUGGAAGGCCCAGGGCGACGAGUAGGCUAUGAUGACCUCACCGCAAUCGACUGGAUAUUUGAGUACACAAAGGAACGCCAGAGGAAGAGGCAUUUAUAUUCCCAUGGUCAAGGGGCUGUAGGAUAUGUAUUCAAGUUUCUCGACGCCAGUAAUGUCUGGAUAGUGUUGAUCGCUACUGGAAUAUUGGUUGGGAUCAUUGCAGCUUUUAUUGAUGUUGCAAGCGACUGGUUAGGGGAUUUGAAAACUGGGUAUUGCAAGAAUGGGGCUGGGGGAGGCAGGUUCUACCUAAAUAAAAGCUUCUGUUGCUGGGGUCACGAUGAGAUCUCUAAUUGUCUAGACUGGACACCCUGGGGGAAAGCACUAGGUGUUACCUCUUCCAGUGGUGUCUUCACGGUUGAAUACUUAUUCUACGUCCUUUACUCUGUACUGUUUGCUGUAUGCGCUACAGUCUUGGUUAGGACCUAUGCGCUUUAUGCGAGACACAGCGGUAUCCCUGAGAUCAAGACGAUUCUCGGUGGCUUCGUGAUAAGGCAUUUUAUGGGGCCUUGGACGCUUGCGAUAAAAUCUUUGGGAUUAUGUUUAUCCGUUGCAUCUGGUUUGUGGCUGGGUAAAGAAGGCCCUCUUGUCCAUGUCGCAUGCUGUUGUGCCAGCGUGAUAAUGAAGCCUUUCGAAAGUUUGAACCAUAACGAAGCGAGAAAACGCGAAGUUCUGUCCGCAGCCGCCGCUGCAGGCAUCUCUGUUGCGUUCGGGGCCCCAAUCGGGGGUGUCUUGUUUAGUUUGGAGCAAUUAUCCUAUUAUUUUCCCGACAAGACAAUGUGGCAAAGCUUUGUCUGUGCCAUGGUUGCUGCAGUGACGUUACAAGCCUUAAACCCUUUCCGCACGGGCAAUAUUGUCCUUUACGAAGUCACGUAUACACGCGGAUGGCAUCGCUUUGAGAUGAUUCCGUUUGUUACCCUUGGCAUAUUAGGCGGCCUAUAUGGAGCGUUUCUUAUCCGCUUGAAUAUGAAAAUUGCUCAAUGGCGGCGAUCUCGUAGUUGGUCACGGCCAAUUGCAGAGGUGGUGUUGGUAGCUCUUUUAAGCGCUUUGAUCAAUUAUCCGAACUUGUUUAUGAGAUCUCAAAACUCUGAGCUUGUUCAUUCUCUAUUUGCCGAAUGUGGAAAUGGGGGUGAAGAUCCUUUCGGUCUUUGCAAGACUGGCGCUGCAUCCGUUACUACGAUAGCUCUUUUGCUGAUGGCUGCGAUCCUUGGUUUUUUCCUUGCAUCGAUGACUUUUGGUUUGGAUCUGCCCGCCGGUAUUAUCCUGCCUUCCGUUGCCAUUGGUGCUUUAUAUGGGCGUGCUCUAGGCACGACUUUCAAGAUGUGGCAAGAAGCUUAUCCCAACGUCUUCCUCUUCGGAAACUGCGAGCCAGAUAUCCCCUGCGUCACCCCCGGGCUAUAUGCAAUCGUUGGUGCGGCUUCGGCUCUUGGUGGAGCCACUAGGAUGACUGUGUCAAUAGUGGCCAUCAUGUUUGAACUCACUGGUGCCCUCACCUACGUUAUCCCAAUCAUGAUUGCAGUCAUGCUAUCGAAGUGGUGUGGCGACAUAUUUGGAAAACGUGGCAUUUACGAGUCAUGGAUUGAGUUGAAUGAGUAUCCUUUCCUCGACCAACGUGAUGAUACUACUCCGCCCGAUGUGCCUGCUCAUAAAGUCAUGACAACCGUGGAUGACUUAACAGUCAUUAUCGCCGUGGGUCAUACAAUUGACAGCCUUCGGCAUCUCCUCCUGACCACUUCAUACCGUGGAUAUCCCGUCGUAACCGAUACGUCAAAUCCUGUUCUUCUAGGUUAUAUAUCUCGGAACGAACUUUCGUUCGCUUUGAAGUAUUCGAAGUCGCCUACAGACCGAGAAUUGUCUGGUGAAACCCAGGUCUUUUUCGCUCAUCAACCUUUUGCAGAUCCGGUUGAGACGCUCGAUCUUCGUCCAUGGAUGGACCAGACCCCUAUCACCCUGAACAGCAGUACGACAUUCUCGCUAGUGCUUCAGAUGUUCCAGAGGCUUGGACUGCGUUACAUCUUACUUUCGGACAAAGGAGUUCUCCAAGGCCUGCUCACUAAGAAAGAUGUUUGGUCGGUCAUCAACGGACCAGAGUUCCGAAAAGGCGGAUUCUCUAGAGAGAGUGCAGCCCGCCCAGUGAAUACGGCAGAAGAGGUUGGACUCCUGGAGAACGAUGAUGUGACUAGUCUGGCCAGUUCUCUAGAAAGGCGCCAAUCGCUCUGA
Aspergillus bombycis is the source of this 2625-nucleotide messenger RNA. RefSeq names its product chloride channel protein. The coding region runs from base 1 to 2625 and encodes 874 amino acids. Gene Ontology annotation, cellular component: early endosome; Golgi apparatus; membrane. Gene Ontology annotation, biological process: chloride transport; transmembrane transport. Gene Ontology annotation, molecular function: voltage-gated chloride channel activity. The record is from RefSeq and is a predicted model, not a curated record. The transcript is spliced from 7 exons. NCBI's taxonomy places the organism in Eukaryota, Fungi, Ascomycota, Eurotiomycetes, Eurotiales, Aspergillaceae.